CUUCUUCUUCUUCUUAAAAACCCCGACGACACGAAAAGAAUCGAUAGCGUUCUUCAAUGGACGAUAAUCUCCCUCCUGGAUUCAGAUUCCACCCUACUGAUGAAGAACUCAUUUCUUAUUACCUCACUCAAAAGAUUUCUGAUUCUUCUUUUACCUCUAAAGUAAUCGCGGUCGUCGAUCUCAACAAGAACGAGCCUUGGGAUCUCCCAGCCAAAGCUUCAAUGGGAGAGAAAGAAUGGUACUUUUUCAGCUUGAGAGAUCGAAAGUAUCCAACAGGGCUUCGAACAAAUCGAGCCACGGAAGCUGGCUAUUGGAAGACAACAGGAAAGGACAAGGAAAUCUUUGGAGGUGGUGCGUUGGUUGGAAUGAAAAAAACCCUUGUCUUUUACAAGGGAAGAGCCCCUAGAGGCGAGAAAAGUAACUGGGUCAUGCACGAAUACCGCCUCGAAAACAACCAUUUUUUCAAACCCUCCAAGGAAGAAUGGGUAGUUUGCAGGGUGUUUAAGAAGCAAAAUCCACCAAAAAAGGCACAGCAAUCAACGUCCUCUCAGCCUUGUCUUUCAUCUCCAUGUGAUACAAACUCAAUUGUGAAUGAAUUUGGAGAUAUUGAAUUAUCAAAUUUCAGCAAUAAUAUUUCAGCUCAAGCAUAUGAAACCAACAACAUGAACAUGAACAUGAAUUGGGGUGCACCAAUGAAUGAUCAAACAGCUUCAAUUACCACUCUUCCUUCACUUUCAUCAUGGCCACCUAAUCCCAAUCUUUUAACUUCAAAUCUUUCAAUGAAUUCCCUUCUUCUCAAGGCAUUGCAACUUAGAACCAUGAACCAUUCUCAAUUUGGAACUAACCAUUUGAGCUUCCAAGCUUCUUCUUCUUCUUCCAAAGUUUUCGAGUCUCCGCAACAACAACAACAACCGCAACAACAACAACAGGAGCAACCAUUGAACUUGGACUCCCUCUGGUGA
Molecule: messenger RNA, 962 nt
Organism: Cucurbita pepo subsp. pepo (vegetable marrow)
Lineage: Eukaryota; Viridiplantae; Streptophyta; Magnoliopsida; Cucurbitales; Cucurbitaceae
Gene: NAC058
Product: NAC domain containing protein 58
Biological process (GO): regulation of DNA-templated transcription
Molecular function (GO): DNA binding
Source: RefSeq, a predicted model, not a curated record